AUGAGAGGGACUACGCAAUCAUCGAAGGCUACCUCGGAACAGUCGAAAGUGGAAGGAGUGAAACCUAAGGUGCCUGCUCGGGUGUAUUCUAUCGAGCAACGCCCUGUCCCUGAUUCAGUGGAGGUGGUGGAAGGAGAGAGAAAGUUAUUGGGGAAUUUGAUAAGUUUGGCCAUUAAGGGGUACAACGUGAUAUUGGGCAUGGACUGGCUAGUUAGGUAUAAUGCCCAACUGGACUGUAAGAGGAAAGUAGUGAAAUUUCAUAUUCCAGGGGAGGCGACUUUAAGGUUAGAUGUGAGGGGUAGUCUAGCCUCAUCUGCAAUGAUCUCGGGUAAUCGGGUUAGGAAAUUGCUGAGUAAAGAGGCGCAAGGGUUCCUGGCCUUUCUUAUAAACACUCCUAGCGAUAAGUUAAAAGUAGAAGAUGUUCCAGUAGUGGGUGAAUAUUCGGAUGUGUUUCCCGAUGAAUUAGUAAACCUAUCGCCGGAAAGAGAGAUAGAAUUUGAGAUUAACCUGUUACCGGGGACUUCACCUAUCUCUAAAACCCCAUACCGAAUGGCACCUGCUGAACUCAAGGAGUUGAAGUUGCAGUUGCAAGACCUUCUGGAGCGAGGGUUUAUUCGUGAGAGUGGGUCUCCUUAG
Molecule: messenger RNA, 636 nt
Organism: Coffea eugenioides
Lineage: Eukaryota; Viridiplantae; Streptophyta; Magnoliopsida; Gentianales; Rubiaceae
Exons: 2
Coding region: 1-636 (211 amino acids)
Source: RefSeq, a predicted model, not a curated record